AUGGCGAUGGACGUAAUUCUUGCCGCUCUACCGAAAGAGGUAGGCUAUAGGCUGGAAAUGGAGGGAGUCUCGGCUCUGGCCUAUGCCGAUGACCUAGUCUUGCUUGCAGGCUCAAAGGUAGGGAUGCAGGAAUCCAUUGACCGUGUGUUCGAGGUUGCGUCGUCGAUGGGUCUCUUGGUAAACAACAACAAGAGCUCCGUCUUGUCGAUGGUGCCCGAUGGAAAGCGCAAGAAGCACCACUAUCUGACCGGGAAAAAUUUCCGGAUAGGUCGGAAGUGGCUGAAUCAAACUUCCUGCGUGGAACGUUGGCGCUAUCUCGGCAUCGACUUCCAGGCGUCUGGAUGCGUGAUGUUAGAGCAUGAUAUCAAAGUUGCCUUAACUAACAUCUCUAAGGCACCCCUCAAGCCGCAGCAGCGACUCGAAAUCGUGAGGGGACACCUUAUUCCCAGAUUCUUGCAUGGCCUUGUGUUGGGCAAUAUCUCGGAUGAUAGGUUAAGCAUGCUCGACGUCCAGAUCCGGGGUGCAGUUAGGAAUUGGCUGAGGCUCCCGAAGGAUGUGCCUGUCGGGUACUUCCACGCCGACAUCAAGGACGGCGGCCUAGCGAUCCCAUCGCUUCGGGCGACCGUCCCGGAUCUCAUAUUGAAGAGGUUCGUGCGGCUCGACUCGUCGAGUUGGCCAGUGGCAAAGGCUGCCGCCAGAUCCGCAAGGAUCCGAAAGAAGUUGAGCUGGGCCGACAAGUAA
Molecule: messenger RNA, 741 nt
Organism: Parnassius apollo (apollo)
Lineage: Eukaryota; Metazoa; Arthropoda; Insecta; Lepidoptera; Papilionidae
Source: the annotation of a GenBank genome assembly